Messenger RNA from Parastagonospora nodorum SN15, 234 nucleotides. RefSeq lists its product as hypothetical. The record is from RefSeq and is a predicted model, not a curated record. The coding region runs from base 1 to 234 and encodes 77 amino acids. NCBI's taxonomy places the organism in Eukaryota, Fungi, Ascomycota, Dothideomycetes, Pleosporales, Phaeosphaeriaceae. The transcript has a single exon.
AUGAACGACGACGGCGAUUUGAAGAUGUCGCCUGAACAACACGACUCUGCUGACGGAAGCCGUAGACCCGUGUGCAACUCAGAGCCCAAAGAAGAAGAUGAUGGGCGUGUACCAGUGCAGAUCACGAGCCACGGCGCAUCCAACUCUGAUGCCACCCUGCUGCUACCACGGGCAAUCCUCGAUGGUUUCAGUGCAUCCAAAAAGGAAGCAUUGCCCAGAAUGCUCAAGCAGUAA